CCCUGCAGGAGGAAGACAUGUCGCUGUCAAACUAUUGUGUUUGUGCAGCAUCACGUGUCUCAGCCGACCUCCUCAGACUGGCUGGAACCCGUCAGGAACCUGAUUGAGAUUCAGCGGCGGAGCUGCAGAAAAACAAGUCGUGCACAAGACCCAGAGGACGCCGUGAGAGGCAGACACGUUUCCCCCAGUUCGUCUCUCAGCAUGGCCGCUGUCUGUCUGCUGAGGACUCGCUCUCUCUUCCGCCAGUUUGUCCCCGGCCUGCCCGCCGCCAUGCAGCGCCAGUACAGCCUGGAUAUUUCCUCUCAGCUCCUCCGGACGCAGGGCUACGUGGACGGCCGCUGGGUGUCAGCAGCCUCGGUGUUCCCGGUGCUGGACCCGGCCACCGGCCAGGAGCUCGCCCGGGUGGCUGACUGCGGCCCGGCGGAGGCCAAGCAGGCAGUGGACGCCGCGUACAAGGCGUUUUACUCCUGGAAGCAGUUCACGGCCAAGGAGCGGAGCUACCUGCUGAGGAAGUGGUUCGACCUGCUGACGCUGCACAAGGAGGACCUGGCCAAGCUGAUCACCUUUGAGUGUGGGAAGCCGAUGAAGGAGUCUCUGGGUGAGAUCGCGUACUCGGCCUCCUUCAUCGAGUGGUUUGCCGAGGAGGCUCGGCGAACGUACGGCGACAUCGUCCCGUCGGCCGCCAAGGACCGAAAGGUCCUCCUCCUCAAGCAGCCGGUGGGCGUGGCCUCCAUCAUCACCCCGUGGAACUUCCCCAGCGCCAUGAUCACCAGGAAGGUGGGGGCGGCGCUGGCGGCCGGCUGCACCGUGGUGGUCAAACCGGCCGAGGACACGCCGCUGUCCGCCCUCGCCCUCGCCGAGCUGGCGAGCCAGGCAGGGAUCCCGCCUGGGGUUUUUAACGUGGUGCCUUGCUCCAGGGAGAAGACCCCAGAGGUCGGGAAAGUUCUCUGCACCGACGACCUCGUGGCUAAAGUCUCCUUCACCGGCUCCACCGCCACCGGCAAGAUCCUGCUGAAACACGCCGCUGACACUGUGAAGAAGGUUUCCAUGGAGCUGGGUGGCCACGCCCCCUUCAUCGUGUUCGACAGCGCUGACGUGGACAUGGCGGUGGCGGGAGCCAUGGCCUCCAAGUUCAGGAACUCUGGACAGACGUGUGUUUGUUCAAACCGCUUCCUGGUGCAGAGCGGCAUCCACGACCGCUUCAUGGAGAAGCUGGGCCGGGCGAUGGACGCCGAGCUGCGGCUGGGCCACGGCUCGGAGCCCGGCACCACGCAGGGCCCGCUCAUCAACAGCCGAGCCGCCGACAAGGUGGUGUCCCAGGUGUCGGACGCCGUGUCGCGGGGCGCCAAGGUGCUGCGCGGCGGGAAGCGCCUGCACGGCUCCUUCAUGGAGCCCACGCUGCUGGCCGGCGUCACCACCGACAUGCUGUGCACCCGGGAGGAGACCUUCGGCCCCCUGCUGCCCGUCAUCAGGUUUGACUCGGAGGCGGAGGCUCUGGCCAUCGCCAACGCCUCCCACGUGGGGCUGGCAGGUUACUUCUACUCGCAGGACAUCAGUCAGAUCUGGCGGGUGGCCGAGGCGCUGGAGGUGGGCAUGGUGGGCGUCAACGAGGGGCUCCUGUCCACGUGCGAGGCCUCGUUCGGCGGCGUCAAACAGUCCGGCCUCGGCCGCGAGGGCUCCAAGUACGGCAUCGAGGAAUACCUGGACGUCAAGUACAUGUGCUUCGGAGGCCUGAAGCCGUGAAGCCCCGCCCCCCUUCCGUCUCCUGUGGCGGCGCGGCGUGCAGCUCGAUACGACUGUCAGCCAGACACGAAGCGAGGAAGGAAUCUGACGCUGUAACGCCGCGUUAAUCCACCCUGACAGCACCCUGACAUUUCAACAACAACAUAAUAAUAAUAACAAUAAUAAUAAUAAAUAAUAAAUAAUAAUAAUCCAUAACAGUAACAGUGUUAAAAUAGGUCUUACACAAAUCUAAUGAAGAUCAACAUCAGAUCAGUCUCAUCUGAACUGAAUUUAAUCCACACUGAAACUGUAAAUGUCAACAUGAAUAAUUCUGACUUUUCAAAGUUUAAUUUAGUUUUUUUAAUGUGGCUCAGUCUGUGGAGUGACACACGGCUGCUGCCGGGGUUGAAGGUCCAAUUCCCCUCCAGGCCUCUAACCUAACAGUGUGGUAGUGAAAUGCAUUCUGGGUAAAAAUCUAAACCUGCACUAAACAGCUGGCACAUUUGGAUUUCAUGUCUAGAAAAUAAAAUGAAUAACCGCUGAGGUGUUUUGAUGGACGGGCUGUCGCCGCGCCGUCUCAUCACACACACACACACACACACACACACACACACUCUCUGUGUGUAUAUAAUGUCUUAGUCUUUGCCAGCUCCAGAUUCACGUUUCGACUUUUCUCAGUUGAGUCUAAGCAGUCCUCAUUUCCAUUCAUCACCGGUCGUUAAUCUGUGAUGUAAUCUGUAAUCUGUAACACAGAAGACACAUCUUCUAUGAGAAACAAUCUCUGGACAGCUUGUUGUUUGUUUGUUUGUUUGUUUAGUUGUGAGACGAGGAUCUGCUCGACAGGUGAAGAAGAAAAGCACAAAUCUGCUCCCGAGCCAGUCUUAGUUUGAGAGAUUUUUGGGAUUUACAGUCUAAAGUUAACCAGAUUAUUAUAUUUUUGCUGUUCUGUGUAUGUGAAGUGAACCUGAGACUAGUUUCCCUUCCUCCCAGAUAGUUUUUGGAUUAGGGAUGAGCAUGAAACCCAUGUCUUAAUAAUAUUUUUGUAAGGAGCAGCGUGUCGGUGCUUCAUGUGUCUGUGGGGAUUAAAGCUGCUGAGCGUCAGUGUGUUCAAUCUGAAGCCGCCUGUCCCGGGACGCCACGCCACGCCACGCCACGCCGCCGUGUCCUGACCCGAUAAAGGUCAAUAUCUGCCGCCACAUGCCGAUGUCGUUUUGUUUUUUUUACCCAGAGUGCCAUGAGAACAAUCGGUUUCUCCCGCGCUGCAGUUUAAUGCUCCUCCAGUCAGCUGUCCUGUUUUUUGUGAUUCAAAGUGAAAGGAUCAGACUGGUGUCAUUUUUUUAUUAUCACCAUGAAAACACCAGAGGUCUCCUAAAACAGAAGGUACGGUGGGAAUGUGCCUACUAAUGCAAUAAAGAGCUCAAAUAUGUGUAUUUUACCUGCAGCUGCUCUGCUGUAACGUCGCCCUCUACUGGCGGCUGGUAGGAACUGCAACAACAUCACACUGACCUGUGGCUCCUGCAGGAUAAUGUUUCAUAUAGAUUAUCAUUGUUUUUAAUUGUGAUAUAGUUGUUGGUAAUGUAAAAGAGAAUGCUCAAACAUCUACCUUUUGUAAAUAUAAAUGACAAACUGAAAAGAAUUAAAGAGGAAGUGUGUUUUAUUA
This is a messenger RNA of Myripristis murdjan (pinecone soldierfish), 3382 nucleotides long. It is a transcript of the gene aldh5a1, whose product is annotated as aldehyde dehydrogenase 5 family, member A1 (succinate-semialdehyde dehydrogenase). The record is from RefSeq and is a predicted model, not a curated record. Lineage: Eukaryota; Metazoa; Chordata; Actinopteri; Holocentriformes; Holocentridae. Gene Ontology annotation, biological process: GABA catabolic process. Gene Ontology annotation, molecular function: succinate-semialdehyde dehydrogenase (NAD+) activity. Gene Ontology annotation, cellular component: mitochondrion. The coding region runs from base 202 to 1743 and encodes 513 amino acids. The transcript has 10 exons.